This is a messenger RNA of Linum tenue, 297 nucleotides long. The record is from the annotation of a GenBank genome assembly. NCBI's taxonomy places the organism in Eukaryota, Viridiplantae, Streptophyta, Magnoliopsida, Malpighiales, Linaceae.
AAGAAAAAUGAACUCUUGUUCGCCCUCCAACCCUUCGCCGAUAUCUAUCAAAAUAAAAAUUCUAGUGACCAAUAUGCUAGUGAAACAAAAAAAAAUUGUGAUUGUAAUUAAAUGAGAAGAAAUAUGAGGAUAGAAGUGGGUUUUUUCAAUCAAAUAUCCUUGUUUCCCUAUUCCUCUUUGUGCUACCACUUCUCUCCUCUCUCGAGUGAUCCGAAGGUUCUCCCGGUUGAUAACCUUUGUGAUGACGUUGAGGUAAUUUUGAACUACUAAGAUGGUCGCAUAUCUCUCAAUAAUUUU